AUGGCAAUGGUCCCGGACAGAAUUGAUAAGCUGCUGCAGGAUCCAACGGAAAGUGGGGAUAAAAACAUAGCUUUAAUGGCAGCGAAUAUCCACAUCAUAGACUACCUAAAAGAAACUAAGCAGCUGACAGCCGAAAUGAGACAAAAAGUGGUCAAAUCUCUGUGCUCUUAUUAUCAGAAGCAGCUGCUUUACAAAACUGAGGAUGGUGCAUUUAGUACAUUCGAAUCAGGACAGCCAAACACAUGCCUCACUGCCUUUGUGAUGGCAACUCUUCACAAAGCCCGAGCAUACACCUACAUUGAUCCGAAGGUCAUUCAGAAUGCCAGAAAGUGGCUGAAAUGUCAACAACGAGAUAACGGUUGUUUCAAAGUGUCAGGAAGAUUCUACAACAACGGAAUCAGGAACCCUGUUGUAAAGAGGGGCCUGCAAUGCCUGAAGGCGUGUGACAGGGACCUCAGCAACACUUAUGCCACAGCUAUGUUGGCAUACACCUUCACCAAGGCCGAGGACGUGGACACCAGUGCUCACCUCCUGCACUACCUCGAUUCUGUGGCAAAAAAUGAAGGUCCUCACCUCUACUGGUCUCAGCCAGGGCCAAAACCAUCAACCUCUCUGUCUGUGGGGAUUACCUCCUAUGUUGUUUUGGCCAAACUCUGUAAAUCCCUCUCACCUGACGCCCUAUACUCCGUCUCAAAAGUCAUACCCUGGUUGAUUGAGCAGCAGGAAUAUCAUGGCGGAUUUGGCACACCCCAGGACACUGUGUUGGCUCUCCAAGCCCUCGGCCGUUACUCUGCUCUGGUGUUCAGCGACAAAGGUUCAAGCACAGUGAAAGUUACUUCUCCCUUGGAUCACCUGGUAUUUCACGUCAAUCCAGACAACAGACUGCACCAGGAGGCGCCCCUGCACGUCCUAAAGGGAAAACACCAUGUGAGGGUGGAUGGGUCUGCAUGCGUCUCAGUACAGGUCAGUAAGGCUAACAGAAUGAUGGCAUCAAUAGGUCCGGGCUAUUUCUGCCCACAACAAAAAGGUUUAAAUUUGAAUAUUUCUCUUAACUACAUCAUCCCAUCUUAUAAGAGGACUUUCAGUCAUUUCAGCGUGGACGUAGAUGUAAAGUGUAGGCCCAACCGUCACGACAAAAAGAAAAUCAUUCUGAACCUCAAAUCCCUGUACAAAGGAGAUGGAGGUUGCACAAACAUGGCGAUACUGGAUAUUGAAAUCCCCUCUGGAUACAUCCCUUGCCCCAGGUCUUUGAAAAAUCUCAGAAGUGGUCAGCAGGUGGAGCACAUUGAACACAAGGAUCGUCAUCUUUAUCUGUACCUGAGUGAGUUAUGUAAGGACAUAGCUGUCUACCACGUGUUGGAGCUGUUUCAGGAGCAUGUGGUGCUGCACCUGAAGCCGUCCAGAGUCAGGCUCUAUGACAACCAACAUCCAUGUAAAGACACUCGGACCAUAAAACAUGGCAGCACUUUGAUUAAACUGAUUACAGAGAUCAGCAACACUAACCUUAAACUGUUCUUUCUCUUCUUUUUUCUUUCAGGGGGUCAGGCG
This is a messenger RNA of Menidia menidia (Atlantic silverside), 1548 nucleotides long. NCBI's taxonomy places the organism in Eukaryota, Metazoa, Chordata, Actinopteri, Atheriniformes, Atherinopsidae. The record is from the annotation of a GenBank genome assembly.